CUUAGUUGUCCCGGAAUUAAAUCUUUGUUCUUGUUCAAAAAAAAAAAGAAAAAGUGAUUUCGUAUCUUCUUACUGCAGAGAUCGGGAGCCAGUAACCGAUUUAGAAUCCAUCAACAAGAUCAAAUGGUGAACAGACCACCUCAAACACAGUCGAGAAUUACUCAUUCUUUUACCUCCUAGUUUUAGUGCUUCCAAUGGCCUCUCCUUCACAACCCGAUUGGAUUUAUGAGGUCUUUUUGAGUUUCAGAGGCCCAGAGUCUCGUCAUGCGAUCAUCAGCCAUAUCUAUAGAGAUCUAGACAGGAGAGGAAUAUACACAUUCAAGGACGACGAGAAACUCAAGCAAGGAGAGCCGGUAUCGCAGGCGCUCAUCGAGGCGAUUGAGAAAUCACGCAUUGCGGUCAUCAUUUUCACCCCAGAUUUCGCCUCUUCGGCGUGGUGUCUGAAAGAGGUAGCCGAGAUCAUGGAGUGCAAGAAAACAAAAAACCUCAUUGUUCUACCAGUGUUUUACUGUGUGGAUCCGAAUGAAGUGAGAAACCCAAGAAACGAAUACAAAGUAGCUUUCGAUAAACACGAUGAAAAGCCCAUAAAGGAUCCGGAGGAUGCGAAGAAAUGGAAGGAAGAGGUGGAGAAAUGGAAGAAAGCUCUUGAAGACGCUGGAAGUUUGUAUGGGAGCGAAUUUAAUGUCUGGGCCGUUGCGGAGUCCCCCCAGGAGACCCCCAUCCAUUCAAAAAGCGGGGAGUCCAGGGUCGGUGCGGAGUCCCUCCAAGAGACCCCCAUCCAUUUAGAAAGCAGGGAGUUCAGGGUCAAGAAGAAUUUCAGGAAGGGGACCUCCAUCCAGACAGGAGGCCAGUUCAAAAAUGAAGCAGAGCUCGUGGAAAGCAUUGUAAGGGAGAUCUGGAUACAGCUAAACCCAACACCCUUGCAUGUUGCUAAGUUUCCAGUUGGCUUAGUUUCCCAAGUGGACAAGCUGAUAUCAAAGUUGAAGAAGGAGUCUGAGGAAGAGGUUCUCAUAAUUGGUUUUUGCUCGAUGGGUGGUAUGGGCAAAACAACUUUAGCUAGAGCCUUUUAUAACUCUAUUUUUAAAGACUUCGAAGGGUCUGCUUAUGUAGAUGACAUCAGAGGAACUCUGCCACAAACGGAAAAGAUGGUUCUUUUGCAAAAAAACCUGCUAUCCCAGAUGUUAACGAUGCGAAAGGAAGAAAUAUUAUUGAACAGUGAUGCUGAAGGAAGCCGUUUAAUAAAAGAUAGACUUUGUCGCAAAAGAGUUUUCCUUAUUCUUGAUGGUGUGGAUGACAUGGGCCAAAUAAAUAGUUUAGCUGACAGGCGCGAUUGGUUUGGUAAGGGAAGUAGGAUCAUCAUCACGACAACAGAUGAAAAUUUGCUCAACGCAAUUGGAGCUGAUAUCCAUAAAGUUAAGCGUCUAGGCGAUCCUGAGGCUCGUGAAUUAUUUAGGAAGCAUGCUUCUGGAAGUAGAAACAGAAUAAUAAAGGGAGAUCUUGUAGAUAGAGCUCUGCAACAUACUCGAUGCGUUCCUUUAGCUCUAGAGGUGUUGGGUCGUGCCUUCGCAAGUAGUGAAGAAAAUGAAUGGAAAAGUAAACUGGAUGAUUUCGCUGAAAGCUCUGACCAAUCCAUCAAUAAAGUGCUCAGAAUAAGCUAUGAUGCAUUGGAUUAUAAGAAGCAGCAGAUUUUUCUCCAUAUCGCUUGCUUCUUCAAUGGGUGGAGUAGAAGAUACGUUGAAGGUGUUCUUAAGAAUUGUGAGCUUCUAGUAGAAACAGAAGUAAACGAUCUCAUUCGAAGAUCCUUGAUAAUGGAUGAGAAUGGGACCCUAAGAGUGCAUGACUUGAUUGAGUUGAUGGGUAAAAAUAUUGUUGUCGGUGAAUGUCAUGGUGAUGUUGCCAAACGUAGCAGAUUAUGGCGCUUGAUGGAUAUCCGCAACGUCCUAUCAAGAGAUGUGGGGACAUAUGCAGUAGAAGCCAUUGUAUUGGCACCACUAGAGCCGGAAAAGAUAGAAAUUUGUUCCGACGCUUUUCAAAAAUUGGAAAAUUUGAGAUUCCUCAUAAUGAUUAACGUCCAGACUGAUUUUCGGGAUCCCAUCUAUCUCCCUAGAGAGCUAAGAUGGUUUGAAUGGCCAGAGUGUCCCGCCUCCUGUCUAAAACUUACCUAUCCGGACAACCUGGCAGUACUUGCUGUGCGCAGACGCCUUUUUAAAGAACCGAGGGAACCAUGAUUUAAAGUCCGCAUGGUUUUUGGCUGCAUUCCGAGGAACUUGGAUUAGAAAAGAGAAUCCCAAUUCCUAAGGCCAAGAGUUAGAGAUUUAUAUUUGAAAUUUUGUGUAUCUCAUUUGGUUCGUAUAUCUUGUGAGAGUGCACCAUUUUUCAUUGAUUAUGCAUGUCAUCGAUUUUCAUUGUGUAAAGUCUCUAAAUAAGCUCAUAUAACCUUUAUUAUUGAAUAAAUAGAAAUUACACAA
Eucalyptus grandis is the source of this 2468-nucleotide messenger RNA. Its product is annotated as TMV resistance protein N-like. NCBI's taxonomy places the organism in Eukaryota, Viridiplantae, Streptophyta, Magnoliopsida, Myrtales, Myrtaceae. Gene Ontology annotation, biological process: defense response; signal transduction. The record is from RefSeq and is a predicted model, not a curated record. The transcript has 6 exons. Gene Ontology annotation, molecular function: ADP binding. Bases 195 to 2228 code for a protein of 677 amino acids.